CAACCCAUUAUCAAUAUAUACUGAAAAGUGUCUUACCCUUUAAACAAAAUAUGUAUUUUGUGGUCAGCCCUAGGGUCAAUUUCAAGCAAAGAUUCAUUCAAGCUUUACUGUGACCUAGGGUUUUUUUGUUGCCUAAUAAACAUGGGAUCAUAAUAAAACUUGAGCAAUUACACAAAUGCAUUUUACAUACUUUAAUAUUUGUCCUUAUAUUGAAGAGUCUAUAGAAAUGUAUUUAAUUUGCAAUUGUGCAGGGUGCUAGGUGAUUAGGUGGAAUAUCCCUGCCUUACAGCUGUACAGCAAUGGAACGCACACUAAGUACAGUACAAUGAGGAACUGUAAGUAAUGUCGUACGUUCCUUGUGUCUUUUCACGGAGGCCAUAUUGGAUGAGGCACUCAGUGACAAUCCACUUGCAGUUUCCUAGUCUAUUCAUGCUCGCCAGGCCGCAGUAAACGCCGCUUUCUCUACCCCAGCUCAGGGCAGUCUCCGCCUCCAUCUUAUUGUCUCCGGAGGAGGAGGAAGAGUUGGAGGCGGGCGCUCACAAGAUGGCGGCUCCCAGGGAGGCGUGAAACCAGUCUCCGGUACCUUAUCCACCGUGUGCACGACGAGAUUACCGGUCUCAGACGGAUUUUCUAGGCGGGCAUAAACUGCAGCUUGGCAUUCCGUGUUCCAUUUUUGUUUCCUUCCUUUGUUUCUCACGGAAGUCUCGUUGACAGGUGGGAAGAAGUGGCAGCUGGGAGUUGGUGGCUACCCCGGCUUUUUUCUUUUUACUCUGCCCGUUUGAUCAGUGAUGAUUUCUACCAAUUCCCCCUGACUAGGACCCAUACGAAUAUCGGAAAAACCACAAAAAGGGAGGAGUUUGGAUAUUUCGGUGUGUUGUCGCCCCGCUCGCCGCCAUCUUUGCUCUUCCUACCAACUCUUUAUUGGUUUGUUUGGACGGCACAAGAUGGCGGCUCCCAUGGACUCCCUCAGCUCUGCAACUCCCGGGCGGUUUUAAGGGAACAAACCCUUCACCAACGAGUCAACAAAGAAGCUGUCGGGGGAGAGAACGCUAGAACGUCCCCGCGUGGCCACAGAAGGGGCGAACUCCGCGAGCAGAAGAAGACUUGCUGCUUUUUUCUCUCGCUGGACGCCGUCAUAAAAUGGCGGCUCCCAUAGCGCCUCAGUGACACCCGGCAACAGACAAGGCCUUAGCGGGGAUUUUUUCCUCUCGUUUUAUUCCUAUCGCUUUUAUAUUACCUGUCACGGAACCACCGCGCUGGGGAUUUUAUUUAUCACUAAGAAGAAGCAAAAUACAGUCGGCCCCUUGAAUUAUAACGGAUGAGAUCUACAAUGGCGGCGACCCCGGCCUUAUCGACAGCUGGAGCCUUGCAGCCCCGCUGGAAACGAGUAGUAGGAUGGUCGGGCCCCGUGCCUAGGCCCAGGCAUGGACACAGAGCUGUGGCGAUUAAGGAACUUAUCGUGGUUUUUGGAGGAGGGAACGAGGGCAUCGUGGAUGAGCUGCAUGUUUAUAAUACGUCCACCAACCAGUGGUUUAUUCCAGCUGUGAGAGGUGACAUACCGCCUGGAUGUGCUGCCUAUGGAUUUGUCUGUGAUGGGACACGUUUACUCGUGUUUGGAGGAAUGGUGGAGUAUGGGAAGUACAGCAAUGACCUUUAUGAGUUGCAGGCAAGCAGAUGGGAAUGGAAAAGACUAAAAGCCAAAGCACCCAAAAAUGGUCCUCCACCAUGCCCUCGUCUUGGACAUAGUUUCUCAUUGGUUGGAAGCAAAUGCUAUCUUUUUGGUGGGCUGGCUAAUGAUAGUGAAGACCCCAAGAACAACAUUCCUAGGUACCUAAAUGAUCUUUACAUCUUGGAGUUGCGCCCUGGCUCUGGGGUUGCCACUUGGGAUGUUCCCAUAACCUAUGGUGUUCUGCCGCCCCCGCGUGAGUCCCACACUGCAGUGAUUUACACGGAUAAAGAUAACAAAAAGUCCCGUCUGGUCAUAUAUGGGGGUAUGAGUGGAUGCAGACUUGGUGAUCUUUGGAUUUUGGAUAUAGAUACACUGACCUGGAGCAAACCCAGUCUGAAUGGUGUUGCACCUCUCCCAAGAAGUCUUCAUUCUGCCACAACUAUACUGAAUAAAAUGUAUGUCUUUGGAGGAUGGGUGCCUCUUGUAAUGGAUGACGUUAAGGUAGCUACCCAUGAGAAAGAAUGGAAAUGCACUAAUACACUUGCAUGUCUCAACCUUGAGAGUAUGUCCUGGGAACAUAUUGUAAUGGAAACCUCGGAGGAUAACAUUCCACGUGCUCGUGCAGGCCAUUGCGCAGUGGCCAUCAAUACACGCCUCUAUAUAUGGAGCGGUCGGGACGGCUACCGCAAAGCCUGGAACAACCAGGUUUGUUGCAAGGACCUGUGGUACCUUGAAACAGAGAAACCUCCUGCACCUGCCCGUGUACAACUUGUAAGAGCAAACACCAACUCCUUGGAGGUUAGCUGGGGUGCUGUGGCUACUGCAGACAGUUACUUAUUACAGCUACAAAAGUAUGACAUACCAGCUGCUGCUGCAGCAAUGUCUCCAGCCAAUCCAGUCCCUUCUGUGCCAGUGAAUCCACCCAAGAGCCCUGCACCUGCAUCUGCAGCUCCAACAAUACAGCAAGUUACUCACACUGGUAUCACCCUUUUACCUCAAGCAGCCUCUGUACCACCCACAACAGCCACAAUCCAGGUCUUGCCUGGGAGUCCUAUUGCAGUAUCUGCUGCUCCUCGCACACAAGCUGUCCCAGCUCUCCUUAAAGUUGGAGGCCAGCAGUCCACUGUGAGCACGCCGCUAGUUACUGUAAGGCCAGCUAAUCAGAUUAGUAAAACUCCUCUCACUGUGACUUCUCUCCCACCUGGUGUGCGUAUGGUUGUUCCUGCACAGAGCACCCACGGAGCCACUAUUGGCAGCAGUCAGCCAAUGAGUGGAAUGGCUGCUCUUGCUGCAGCUGCUGCUGCAACACAGAAGAUACCCCCUUCCUCUGCACCCACCAUGCUUAGUGUCCCUGCUGGAGCUACUAUGGUGAAAUCUCUGGCUAUGCCCUCUGGAGCCACCUCCCUUCCGACUACUGUCAAAGUGGCAUCCUCACCAGUAAUGAUGAGCAACCCAGCAACCCGUAUGUUGAAAACCGCCGCAGCACAAGUUGGAACAUCCGUUCCCGGUACUGGCAAUACACAGACUCGUCCCAUAAUCACCGUGCAUAAGUCAGGAACAGUGACUGUCGCCCAACAAGCCCAAGUUGUAACCACGAUGGUGGGCGGUGUUACCAAAACCAUCACCCUAGUUAAGAGCCCUAUCUCUGUUCCUGGUGGCAGUGCUUUGAUAUCCAAUCUUGGGAAAGUUAUGUCUGUUGUCCAGACUAAACCCGUGCAGACCUCUGCAAUUACAGGGCAGGCAUCCACUGGACCAUUGACACAGAUCAUACAGACCAAAGGACCGCUGCCUGCAGGUACAAUACUGAAGCUUGUAACCUCUGCUGAUGGGAAACCCACAACUAUAAUUACCACCACACAAGCUGGAGGCACAGGCACCAAGCCUACCAUCCUGGGUAUUAGCAGUGUUUCUCCAAAUACCACUAAGCCCGGGACUACCACAUUUAUUAAAACAAUUCCUAUGUCUGCUAUUAUGACCCAAGCAGGUGCCACAGGUGUAACAAACUCGGCUGGUAUUAAGUCACCAAUUACCAUUUUUACAACCAAAAUGGUGACAUCUGGCACUGGAUCCCCAGCAAAAAUAAUUACAGCUGUUCCGAAACUCACAGCUACCCACGGUCAACAGGGGCUAACACAGGUGGUGCUAAAAGGAGCUCCAGGGCAGCCUGGCACAUUUCUUCGAACUGUCCCCAUGAGUGGCAUGAGUGGCAUGAGACUUGUCACUCCUGUAACUGUUUCUGCAGUGAAACCUACUGUCACCACCCUUGUUGUGAAAGGCACCACAGGAGUCACCACACUUGGCACUGUUUCGGGGACUGUUUCAAAAAGUUUAGCCGGAGGUGGGGUGCAUAACACUGCUUCUCUCGCCACACCAAUUAACACUCUGGGAACAAUUGCUACACUCUCCAGUCAGGUGAUCAACCCCGGAGCCAUUACCAUGUCUGCCGCUCCGACUUCCCUCACUGCAGCAUCCGGACUGUCCACUCCCACCAUCACCAUGCAGCAACUUUCUCAGCCUACACAAGUGACAUUAAUUACAACUCCUAGUGGGGUCGAGGCCCAGCCUGUUCAUGAUCUUCCAGUGUCCAUACUGGCUUCACCAACCUCUGACCAGCCCACGGCUACUGUAACUAUUGCAGAUUCUGGCCAAGGAGAUCAACCUGGCACUGUCACAUUGGUUUGCUCCAACCCUCCUUGUGAAACUCACGAGACUGGAACCACCAAUACUGCCACCUCCACUCUUGUAAAUCUCAGCAGCAUUGUUCAACAGCCUGGUGGCACUUUGCAAUUUGUUUGUGAAGGUCAAGAGCCUGGAACAUAUGUAGCAACUUCAUUGGCACAAGCAAAUGGCAACGUGGUGAGGUUUUGCUCAAAUCCUCCAUGCGAGACCCAUGAAACCGGAACUACCCAGACAGCAACUACAGCCAUGGCCAGUAUUGGCCAAACAGGAAUAGCCACAAGGGUUUGCUCCAACCCACCUUGUGAAACCCAUGAAACUGGAACCACUCAAACUGCAACAACAGCUAUGUCAAAUAUCAACAGUGGGGAGAUGGGAACUGUGACCAGGAUUUGUUCAAAUCCUCCGUGCGAAACCCAUGAAACGGGAACUACUCAAACUUCUACCACAGCAACGGCAAAUAUGGGCAGUGGGCAACCUGCAAGUGGCAUGAGAGUUUGUUCUAAUCCACCAUGUGAGACUCAUGAAACUGGAACAACUCAAACAGCUACAACAGCUAGCUCAAACAUUGGCAAAGAACAAACCGAGAACCCACAAAGGCUGCCUAGACCCCCAUGUGAGACGCAUCAAACUGUAUCGACCCAUACAACCAUGACUGUGCCUUUGAGCAUUACCAGUGGACAAACCUGUUCCAACCCUCCAUGUGAAAUCCAUGAGACUAAUACUACCAGCACAACCACAAAUGUAAUCGCUAACGUUGGAACAGACCACUCACAAAAUGUUGUUCCUGUGUGCUCUAACCCACCCUCAGAGACCCAUGAUCCUGGCACCACAGAAACUGCCAUUGAAACUCCCUGCAAAACACAUCAGGUGACUUCCACGCGAACCACAAUGAGCGUGUCCGAGUCAGUCAGUAAAGUACCGUCUCCGAGUAGUGAGGCCAGCGAUAUACUUGGAGACAACCAAAUGAAGAGCUUUGUGUGUUCCAAUCCGCCCUGUGAGACUCAUGAAACUAACACCACCAAUACCCCAACUACUUCUAGGUCCAACUUUGGGGCAGAGCAGGCUGCAAAUGUUCAGCAGCUUUCCAGUAAUACAGGCCAGGCAAUCGCCACAGGAAGUACGAAUACUCAAUCAAACACCCUAGAGCAGCGGGUGUGCUCCAACCCUCCUUGUGAAACCCAUGAAACCAAUACUACCAACACUGCAACAACAUCAACAUCUGGCAUAGGCAACCAGCCUACUGCUACUCCAACUCAGCAAGUCUGCUCCAACCCUCCUUGUGAAACUCACGAGACUGGCACAACCCAUACGCCCACCACAGUUACAGCCACCAUGGCAACCAACCAAGAUCAGCCACCUGCCAGUGAGGAAGGAGAACAAGAGUCGGAGCAGGCUGAUGGAUCUAUCCAAAGCAGCAGCAUCAGUACCGGCUCCUCGUCCUCCCCUGUUACGAUAGUGUCUGUAGCUGCUGCCGCAUCCACCUCUCCAGAACACUCUGCGGUGCCACCUGCUGCCUGCAGAGCAGUUACAACUGUAACACAGUCCACACCAGUUCCCGGACCGUCUGUGCCGAACAUUUCUUCUAUGACCGAACCAUCCUCUGAAGUUGCUGCACAGGGAUCUGAGGCUGUUUCUUGCCCAGAGCAGUCAGAUGCUCCGCUUUCCUCAGAUAUUCUUCAACCCCCGGAGGACAUGCAGACAGAGGCAGAAGCACUUCAGCAGCCGAUGGAUAGUGCAGUGCCAGAACACAAUGAAUCAGAGCUGCAUGCAGCUAUGGAAGCAGAGUCCACUCAGGAUGCCUCAGCAGCUGCUGAACAACAUGCAGUAGACCAGUUAUCUCUUCCUCAAGAGCUUAUGGCAGAAGGACAGACUGCAACACUGAUGGUGACAGGAUUAACACCCGAGGAGCUUGCUGUAACUGCAGCAGCAGAAGCAGCAGCUCAGGCAGCAGCAACAGAGGAGGCCCAAGCAUUGGCUAUCCAAGCUGUACUACAGGCAGCUCAGCAGGCAGUGAUGGGGUUCCAAGCCGCAUCUGGAGAAUCUAUGGAUACCUCUGACGUGGCUCAUGCUGAGCUGCGUCACCUGACGACGGAAGGACCUACAACCACCAUUCCCAUCGUCCUUACGCAGCAGGAGCUCGCAGCAUUGGUGUUGCAGCAACAACAACUCCAGGAGCAACAGCAGAUUCAGCAACAUCAGCUCCAACAGCAGCAGCUACAACAAUUGCAACAGCAGCAGUUGCAACAACAGCAACAGCUUCACCAGCAGCAGCUGCAAAAUUUGCAGCAAUUGCACCAUGUGCCUACAGAGGCCCUCGCACCAGCUGAUAGUCUUAAUGAUCCUGCCAGUGAAAGCAAUGGGCUCAGUGAGCUCACUAGUGCUGUGACCAGUGCAGUUGCUCUCUUGCCAGCUACAGCCAAUGACAAUUUGACUGUAUCCAAUACCUUCACAGCACCUCAGCCUGUUGUGAUUGCCAGUCCUGCCAAACUGCAGGCUGCAGCUGCUCUAACAGAGGUUGCAAACGGCAUUGAAUCGAAACAGAAUUCCCCGCCACAACAGCCUAAGGUUCCAGUUAAGAAGGAGAAUCAGUGGUUUGAUGUGGGAGUAAUAAAGGCCACUAAUAUGAUGGUGACGCAUUAUUACUGGCCUGCAGUUGACGCUCUUAAUGAUGAUGACUCUGCUGUCCUGCCGGAUUACAGCCAGUUGAAGAAGCAAGAGCUGCAGCCUGGCACGGCUUACAAAUUCCGGGUUGCUGGUGUAAAUGGUUGUGGUCGCGGAGCCUUCAGUGAGAUAUCGGCCUUUAAAACUUGUUUGCCUGGUUUCCCUGGAGCACCAUGUGCCAUAAAGAUUAGCAAGAGCCCUGAUGGAGCUCACCUUACCUGGGAGCCUCCCUCUGUGACCUCAGGCAAAAUCAUUGAGUACUCUGUUUAUCUGGCCAUCCAGAGCAGCCAAACCAGUGGAGAACAGAAGUCUACACCAGCUCAGCUGGCUUUCAUGAGGGUGUACUGUGGCCCUAAUCCUUCUUGUCUGGUGCAGUCCUCCAGUCUUUCCAAUGCUCAUAUAGAUUACACCACAAAACCUGCCAUCAUCUUUCGCAUUGCGGCCCGAAACGAAAAGGGCUAUGGACCUGCAACCCAAGUCAGGUGGCUGCAGGAAUCUAAGGAUGGAUCAGCUGGGAAGCCUGCCAAUAAGCGGCCCGUGUCCUCCCCUGAUAUGAAAUCCGCUCCAAAGAAAGCAAAGUCUGAUCACGCCUGAUGAAAAUCAUAACCCCUGUCCAGCCUGUUAAAGACCCUCCUUGCUGUUCCUCAAUUGCUAAAUCCCAUCAUUUUUUAAAUGUUGCUUGUUCUACUCUGGCUCUUCGGGUUGGUAGGAAGGGCUGGUUUUAUUGCUCUGCCUCCCCUUUUCUCUUCUCUCUUUAUUUUUUAUUGUUUAUUAGAUUGUGGGAAUAGCAGCAAAAGCACAUUUUUACUUUUCUCCCCUUUUUUUGAAAGGUUGAGAUGAACUUCAAUAUAUCCAAUUCUCCGUUUCAGUUUUUUUUUUUUUUUUUUUUUUGUUUUGUUUUCUCACCCACCACCUUGUCCUUCCGUGGAAGUAAAGGUAGAGAGGACACUUGUAAUGUAAAUGAACAGGACAAAACUGUGGACAAAACCCCACAUUCCCCCUCCUUCCUAAUAUUCAUACAUGUGGAAUUUUCCACACGCCUUUCAAAUUGGUCCUGUUUUCUUUGUACAAGUAAAUGGGGGCAUCAGUUUGGGGAACUUGCUCAAUUUAUCCGCAACAGAAGCACUUGGACUUACAUCGCAGCCAUCCUGGUGUUUAGAGGUUUUUAAGGACAUGAGUGGACUUUAAGAGUAGGGGUGCUGGAAUUUGAACUGUAGUCCUGGAAGGAUCUUUCUACCUGUGCUACUUUUUAAAUGGACAGAGCCAUGCUGCACAAUUAGCUAAUGCAACACAUCUGGUUGUGAUCCCUGCUCUUCUCUUCUGUUUCUGCUAUGGGUGCUGCACUUGUACAAACACAUCAGCAACAAACAUUGAUUGACUUGACGUACUCAAGACAAAGGAGGAGUGAGAUAUCCGUGCACAAGUCUUUGCCCUUGGUGUGCAGGCUGCUCUGGAAUCCUGUUCACGGCAGAAGUUACUAGGAAACUCCACCACCAACAAUAUUUCACUUUUUUUUUUUUAAUAUCUAUAUAUAUUGAAAGAACGUUUGUUUGAAUGAAGUUUUCAAUUUGUAUAACCAUUUUCCAACGUGUGGAGUCUAUAUAACUUUCUUUUUCGUGGGAUGGCCACUGGUAAUUCCUCUCUGAUCGCCACCCAUUCAAAGCUUAUCGAUCACAUUAGUUGCUGAAACCAGUAUAGCAGGCUGAGCGUUUUCCUUCUCUUAUUGAUGGCAUCACCUUUAUUGGCUUAAGCCCUUUUUUUUGCCAGCAUAGCCAAGGAUGUCUUAUCUGGCAAUUAAGGGUGACAAAUCUUGUACAAAGUUUUGCAUUGCACUCUUUUUAAUUAUAGUUCACACACACACACACACACUCUCUCUCUUUCUCUCGCUCUCUCUCUUACACUUUAUAUAAGCUUAUGUGGCUCAGACCUCCAUCAGCCUUUUCCUUUAUUGUGUUUUGUGUAGGGGCUAAAAGUCAUUAAGGCAUGGUUUGUCAGGGGCACAGUCCUGUGUCUAAAGCAAUACAACAAGGCGAGAUACAAUUCCCACCCCCUUGCAGUGUUUAGUAGUUUUUUUUGGUUUCCCCCCCCCCCCUGCCUUUUUGCUGAUCAAACCAUCAAAUCCUGGAGACUUGGGUCAAGAAAUUUAUAAAUUUCAAAUCCCAACCCCCCAUGACUUGCCAAUUGUUUCUCCCCUCUUAGCCAGAAAGUCAGUGACCUCCCCCAGUUCUCGGAGGGAAGGCAGUCCGCAUUGGCAAAUUCAUAUACAUAAGUAAAGUAUAUAUAAAUAUACAUAUAUAAAUAUAUAUAAACGCCCCGUUGGAGCCGUUAUUAAACAGGCUUCUUUCAAUGGGCGUGGGAUUUUUUUUUCAUUUUUUUUGUAACAAAGUAAAAAACAUGUUUUAUAAGAAAAUAGAAAAAUAAAAAAAAAACAGAAAAAAAUGCCAUAGCUUAAAGCAUGAUUUAGGGUUUUUUUCUACAAAAGACAAAGUAGGAAACCACAAAAAAAAUUGAAAUCAUUUAGGAUUUACCGUAUUUCAGUAACUUUUAUCUGACUCUUCCUCUCGUCUAGCUGAUUCAAUGUAUGUACAUAUAUAUAUAUAAUUUUUCCUCCUUUGCUUUUAAUCUCUAGCAGGUUCCAAAACAUUUAAUGUCUGUGCUCAUGGCAUAACAUUUUGCCUCUGUAGUAUUUUGGCUUUUUUUUUUUUUCUACAAAGGUGCGUGCAAGGAAUGAAGUCCUGACCGAGUAUUUUUCCCUAGUACUUGUGUGUUUUCAUUUAUUUUAUGCCUGAUAUAGGACUGUCAAGGGUUUAAACCUGUUCAUUUGAACAUUGGCUUGAUUUAAAGGGAUAGGGGUGGCAGCAAUGUUCUAAGAAGGUAUCUGAUAAUUCUAUGAAUUGUCAAUUUUUAAGUAACUGCUCCUAGAGUGUGUCUUGAGUCGUAUUGGGAGUUCUCGCUCUAAUAUUGAUAGGGAGGCGACCUUGAAGUCAGACGCAAAUACUUUCGGAGUUCGGGAAAGGAAGAAUCAGGCUUUACUUAUUAACAGCGUCCAAGAGAGUUUGCCCUUAAGUAGUGUGCCUGUCGCCCCCACCCC
Messenger RNA from Xenopus laevis (African clawed frog), 10100 nucleotides. It is a transcript of the gene hcfc1.L, whose product is annotated as host cell factor 1-like. The transcript is spliced from 26 exons. The record is from RefSeq and is a predicted model, not a curated record. NCBI's taxonomy places the organism in Eukaryota, Metazoa, Chordata, Amphibia, Anura, Pipidae. The coding region runs from base 1319 to 7603 and encodes 2094 amino acids.